AUUAAGACAUUUUUUAUUCCAACAUAUUCCUAUAAUUUUGAGCAAUUUUACAAUAAAUUUAUUUAUUUUAUUUUUCCACCAAGCUUAGAUGUCUUCUCCGACUCCGACCAGAACAUAAAAAGGAAUAUGUCUAUCAGAUUCAGUGCUCUGUUACCUUCCCUUUUUUUUUUUCAUAUUUUUUUUUCAUUUUAAUAUUUAAUUUCAAUCAAUUAAAUUAUUUCCAUAUUUAUUAAUCAUUUAAUGCUUUCUUCUUCUUCUCUCUUCUCUUCAAAUUUCUCUCUCUCUCUCUCUCUCUCUCUCUCUCUCUCUCUCAUCAUCAUCAUCAUCAUAUAUCUCUUUCUCUUUGACCUAAUUCCUCUUUUUCACUCCGAUUUCAUCGAUUUCACCCUAAUUCAUUCCUUCAUUUUUAUUUCUGCUUCUCAAUUAUCGAUCAUAACUUUCUGAUUUAACAAUCAGAGACUUUGUGUCUGUGUGGUGAUUGUGAAGGUGCACUGUAUGUUUAACUAUUGAAGAGGAGGGGAUUGUGUCCUCUCCUCUGUUCUGCCGUCGUUGACAAUUUUUUCCGGUGGCAGAGGAUUUUUUUGUCAUAACUUUGAUAUUGUUGUUGUUUUUGAGAUUUGUGAAAAGAAAAGAAAAAAAAUGUAUGCUUCGGUAACAGAUAGGGGAUAUGAAGGAAGUGUUGGAGGUUCUGGAACUAUUUUGAUUCCGAGUCGUUUUGUUUGGCGUCAUGGUGGAAGAAGAGUGUUUCUCACUGGUUCUUUCACCAGAUGGUCGGAACAUAUUCCUAUGUCUCCGAUGGAAGGAUGCCCUUCUGUGUUUCAGGUUAUUUGCAGCUUGAUGCCAGGAUAUCAUCAGUACAAAUUUAAUGUGGAUGGUGAGUGGCGGCAUGAUAUUGAGCAGCCAAUUGCAAAUGGGACCUAUGGAGUAGUAAAUACUAUUUAUGUAUUGAGAGAACCGGAUAUUUUACCUGCCAUCUUAAGUGCUGAAACAACCAGUAGGUCCCACAUGGAGGUUGAUAAUGAUGUCUUUGGGCAUGCGGAAGCUAAUCCAAGGAUGUCAGAGUCUGAUCUGGAGGUCUCUCGUCGCCGUAUAUCUGAAUUCUUGUCCGGUCAAACUGCAUAUGAACUGCUUCCCGAAUCUGGGAAGGUCAUUGCUUUGGAUGUAAAUUUACCAGUUAAGCAAGCAUUCCAUGUUCUGUAUGAGCAGGAUGUAUCUAUGGCCCCUCUAUGGGAUUUUCACAGCAGUCGGUUUGUUGGAGUGCUUAGUGCAAUGGACUUCAUUCUCAUAUUGAAAGAGUUGGGGAAUCAUGGAUCAAAUUUGACUGAAGAACAACUUGAGACUCAUACUAUAGCAGCCUGGAAAGAGGGAAAAUUAAAGCAACGCAGGGCACUUGAUAUUAAUGGGGUAUCAGAUCCUCACUGUUUUGUUCAUGCUGGGCCCAAGGAAUGCCUAAAAGACGUGGCUUUGAAGGUUUUGCAAAACAAGGUGUCAACAAUUCCUAUCAUUCAUUCUUCUCCAGAGGAUGGACCAAUUCCCCAACUGCUGCAUCUUGCCUCCCUAUCAGGAAUUCUAAAAUGUAUAUGCAGGCAUUUUAAGCACUCUGCUGGUUCUUUGCCCAUUCUUCAACUUCCUAUUGGUUCAAUACCUUUGGGUACAUGGGUGCCUAGAGUUGGGGAUCCAAAUGGACAGCCACUCGCAAUGCUAAGGCCAAAUGCUUCUCUUGGUGCUGCCUUGUCGAUGUUUGUCCAAGCUAAAGUUAGCUCAAUACCAGUUGUGGAUGAUAACGAUUCAUUGCUCGACAUAUAUUCAAGAAGCGAUAUUACUGCAUUGGCUAAAGAUAAAGCAUAUGCUCGAAUAUCCCUCGAUGAAAUUAGUAUUCAUCAGGCAUUACUUUUGGGACAAGAUGCAAAUGCUCCUUAUGGGCUUUACAAUGGCCACAGAUGUCAUAUGUGUUUGAGGUCUGAUUCGUUGCACAAAGUGAUGGAGCGGUUGGCUAGUCCUGGGGUUAGGAGACUUGUGAUUGUGGAGGCUGGUAGCAAGCGUGUGGAAGGGAUUAUUUCAUUAAGUGAUGUUUUCAGAUUCUUAUUGGGCUAGUUGGGAUAUAUUGGUGAUCUUAUUUAAUAUGAAUUAUGAAGGGCAUAGCAGUGUUAGUAGCAUUUGGAGGGAACAACUUUUCUGUUCGCACUUGUUUUCUAUUUUUCGUAGUCUUUGUUUGGGCGAAGAUCAUUUGCUGUUUGCCCACAUGCUUUUUUAGGAUAGAAAUUGGAGAGAAAAUUCUGUAAAUUGAGGAUCAGUUUUCUCCUUUGUGCCGGCACAUCUGCAAUAUCUGUGUCCAGUGCUAACAGAAUUCAUGGAGAAACUUCAACAAAAUUUUUCAAUAAAAAUAAGGACCAGCAAAAGAUGAAAUGUUUAACCAUAUUCAGCAGCGCAUGCCGUUGGCUGGUUGUAUCGUUGUAAUCUAAGGUUUAUUUUUUCAGAUAAUUAUGGCCUUAUAUUUCUCUUAGCAGCUAAAGUUUCAUGGCUCGAGUUUGUCGAGCUGUCCCUUGCAUUAUGAGGAAGAAGAGCAAUGAUAUAUUUUUAUGUCUUAAUUACUUAAAUAGACUUGUAAAAAUAUCACUUAAGUAGAAAUUCAUUGUAUUGAAUGAAAAAGCAUCGGUGUUUAAUAUACUUAUUAUUUAUGAGCUUA
Molecule: messenger RNA, 2686 nt
Organism: Trifolium pratense (red clover)
Lineage: Eukaryota; Viridiplantae; Streptophyta; Magnoliopsida; Fabales; Fabaceae
Product: sucrose nonfermenting 4-like protein
Exons: 13
Coding region: 640-2094 (484 amino acids)
Source: RefSeq, a predicted model, not a curated record